Populus euphratica (Euphrates poplar) is the source of this 399-nucleotide messenger RNA. NCBI's taxonomy places the organism in Eukaryota, Viridiplantae, Streptophyta, Magnoliopsida, Malpighiales, Salicaceae. The record is from the annotation of a RefSeq genome assembly.
AUGAUAAAGAAGAGAAAAAAGAACCCAUAUGAAGCAUCCGCUUCAGGGUUCUAUAUAUCUAUGUCUGCUCACAAAGCGCGAAGAAUAAUUGAUCAGAUUCGUGGACGUUCCUAUGAGGAAACACUUAUGAUACUCGAACUAAUGCCUUAUCGAGCAUGCUAUCCCAUUUUUAAAUUGGUUUAUUCCGCAGCAGCCAAUGCUAGUCACAAUAUGGGUUUGAACGAAGCCAGUUUAGUCAUUAGCAAAGCCGAAGUCAACGAAGGUGCUACUAUGAAAAAAUUGAAACCUCGGGCUCGAGGACGAAGUUAUCUGAUAAAAAGACCGACUUGCCAUAUAAGUAUUGUAUUGGAGGAUAUAUCAUAUGAAGAAUAUGAAGAAGAUUUUCUACGAAGAAUAUGA